This is a messenger RNA of Peromyscus californicus insignis, 633 nucleotides long. RefSeq names its product CD300 molecule like family member b (gene Cd300lb). Gene Ontology annotation, cellular component: plasma membrane. NCBI's taxonomy places the organism in Eukaryota, Metazoa, Chordata, Mammalia, Rodentia, Cricetidae. Bases 1 to 633 code for a protein of 210 amino acids. Gene Ontology annotation, molecular function: transmembrane signaling receptor activity. The transcript is spliced from 4 exons. The record is from RefSeq and is a predicted model, not a curated record.
AUGUGGCUGUCCUCAGCUCUGCUGCUUCUCAGUUUCCCAGGCUGUCUCUCCAUCCAAGGCCCAGCAUUGGUGAGAGGCCCAGAGAAGGGGUCGGUGACUGUGCUGUGUCGCUAUAGCUCGAGAUGGCAGGGCAACAACAAGUGGUGGUGUCGCGGAGCAAACUGGAACACUUGCAGGGUCCUCAUUCGAACCAAGGGGUCGGAGAAAGAAAGGAAGAUCGGCCGCUUGUCCAUCAGGGACAACUGGAGGGACAACUCGCUCCUGGUUACCAUGGAGAUGCUCAAGCAAAACGACACCGACACUUACUGGUGUGGUAUUGAACGAUUUGGAACUGACCGCGGGACCAGAGUUAAACUGACCGUUUACUCAGUGGGAAAAGAUACCAUGUCUUCUUCUAAGCUACUUUCUGCUAUGCCCACUGUGGACAGCAAUGCAUACAUGAUGUCUUCUGACUUGCACAAGAGGACCCACUACAUACUCCUGGUGUUUGUGAAGGUGCCUAUCUUGCUCAUCUUGGCUGGUGUUGUCCUCUGGCUGAGGGGGUCAACUCAGAAGGUCCCUGAGGAACACUGGAGAGACACUCUCUGUAGCAGUUUGGACUCUGAACCUCUGGCCAAAGACAUUGAUCCUUAG